CUGUGCUGGGAGGAAGAGGAGGAGGAAGAGGAGGAAGAGUAACCUACAGGGUGAAGUGGGAGGCGGUGUCCAUCUUAUUUACACCGGUGAGCUUGCUAAAAAAAAUUUUUGACCUGUCGGGAUUUUUCAACAGUACAAAAGUUCAAACGCCGGGUCUUCAGAGAUGAGCAGUUCAGAGGAAGUGUCAUGGAUCUCCUGGUUCUGUGGACUGAGGGGGAAUGAGUUUUUCUGUGAGGUGGAUGAAGACUACAUCCAGGACAAGUUCAACUUGACAGGACUCAAUGAGCAGGUUCCUCACUACCGCCAGGCCCUGGACAUGAUCCUGGACCUUGAACCAGAUGAGGAGCUGGAGGACAAUCCCAACCAGAGUGACCUGAUCGAGCAGGCAGCUGAGAUGCUGUACGGCCUCAUCCACGCACGCUACAUCCUCACUAACCGAGGCAUCGCACAGAUGUUGGAGAAGUAUCAACAGGGAGAUUUUGGUUACUGCCCCCGGGUCUAUUGUGAGAAUCAGCCUAUGCUUCCUAUCGGUCUGUCAGACAUCCCCGGAGAGGCCAUGGUGAAGCUGUACUGUCCUAAAUGUAUGGAUGUCUACACACCCAAGUCCUCCAGGCACCACCACACAGAUGGAGCCUAUUUUGGCACUGGCUUCCCCCACAUGCUCUUCAUGGUUCACCCCGAGUACAGGCCCAAAAGGCCCGCCAACCAGUUUGUCCCAAGGUUAGUACGACAGGUUGAACUCAAGGUGUGCUCCCAUAGGCUGUGACUGUGAUGCACUGUU
Morone saxatilis (striped sea-bass) is the source of this 781-nucleotide messenger RNA. RefSeq names its product casein kinase 2, beta polypeptide (gene csnk2b). Bases 164 to 766 code for a protein of 200 amino acids. Gene Ontology annotation, cellular component: cytoplasm; protein kinase CK2 complex. Gene Ontology annotation, molecular function: protein kinase regulator activity. NCBI's taxonomy places the organism in Eukaryota, Metazoa, Chordata, Actinopteri, Moronidae. The record is from RefSeq and is a predicted model, not a curated record. The transcript is spliced from 6 exons.